AUGUCGAAGCACGCCUACUCGCUAAAAGCUUCGUGCGACGCCGCAGCCGCGGCGGCCGCCUUCUCCAAGGACCCCGAGGCACAGCUUCCCCUCGACUUCCCGCAGCCGCACCACGGCGGCUGCAACGGCCACUCCCCCUGCAACGGCCUCGGACACAGCCACGGCCUCGGCGGCUUUAGGGCGCACCCGCCACCAACCUCCGAGCCACGCGGCAGGCCCCUCAUCCUGUCGCCGCCAGAGACCUACGCUGAAUGCGCGCGCCAUGGCGAGGAGAAGGCCCGGCUGGGCUGGCUGAAGCUGGCCAUGCUGACUGUCAUCGCCGGCUGCUACGUCGGUUUUGGCUUCUCAAUCUGCCUGCUGAUCGGCGGCAACAUUGGGAUGGACAUCCUGAAGGAGCGCCCCGGGCUUUUCAACCUCGUCUUUGGCGCCAUCGGCUUCCCCACAGGCUUCACUUUCAUCGUAAUCUGCGGCGGCGAGCUGUUCACCAGCCUGUGCGCGUAUAUGGCCGCCGCGUGGUGGGAGGGCCGCGCCACGGCGGGCGCCUGCAUCAGGUUGUGGGUCGUGUCAUGGGUCGGCAACUUUGUUGGCACGGCCAUAUUCGUCGGCCUCAUGGUGGCCUCUGGGGCGUUUGAUGGGAAGGAUGCUUACGCGAUGAUCCUGGCCACCAAGAAGACCCACCACGGCUUUGGCGCUUGCUUUGUGCUGGGGGUGCUGUGCAACUGGCUGGUUUGCAUCGCAACGUGGCAGGCCAACGCCGCGCAGGACAUGACCGGAAAGUUCAUCGCCAUCUGGCUGCCCAUCAGCGCCUUUGUCAUGCUGGGCUGCGAACACAUCGUCGCAGACAUGUACCUGCUGCCCCUCUCCAUCGCCCUGGGCCACCCCAGCCUGACUGCGUUUGACGUAGCAAUAGGCACCCUCCUGCCCACCACCCUCGGGAAUUGGUUCGGCGGCGCCGUCUGCGUCGCCACCGUCUACGCGUUUGCUUACGGCACCCCCAACAAGACGGUGACAGAGUGGGCGGCACGCAAGGCUCGCAGGGAUGGUGCAGAUGGGGGUGUGUCGAAGGGCGGCGCCGGCUUCAAGGCGGAUGGCUUUGCCAACCCGCAGCUGAGAGUGUAA
Molecule: messenger RNA, 1119 nt
Organism: Monoraphidium neglectum
Lineage: Eukaryota; Viridiplantae; Chlorophyta; Chlorophyceae; Sphaeropleales; Selenastraceae
Product: putative transporter yrhG
Exons: 8
Coding region: 1-1119 (372 amino acids)
Biological process (GO): transmembrane transport; nitrite transport
Cellular component (GO): membrane
Molecular function (GO): high-affinity secondary active nitrite transmembrane transporter activity
Source: RefSeq, a predicted model, not a curated record